Molecule: messenger RNA, 306 nt
Organism: Staurois parvus
Lineage: Eukaryota; Metazoa; Chordata; Amphibia; Anura; Ranidae
Source: the annotation of a GenBank genome assembly
CCACUUGUCAGUGUCCAUCAGUGCCAGGUCUCAGUGCUCAUCCAUGCCACCUGCCAGUGCCCCAUCAGUGCCACAUUUCAGUGCCCAUCAGUGCCACAUUUCAGUGCCCAUCUGAGCUGCCUUUCAGUGUCACCCAUCAGUGCCAGUCAGUGCCACCUACCAAUGCCAGUCUGUGCGACCUAUCAGUGCUGCCAAUCAGUGCCACCUAUCAGUGUCCAUCAGUGCAUUCUAUCAAUGCCCAUCAUUGCAGCCUCAUUAGCGCACAUCAGUGAAGGAGAAAAAUCACUUAUUUACUAAAUUUUAUAA